Molecule: messenger RNA, 5403 nt
Organism: Colletotrichum scovillei
Lineage: Eukaryota; Fungi; Ascomycota; Sordariomycetes; Glomerellales; Glomerellaceae
Exons: 5
Coding region: 1-5403 (1800 amino acids)
Biological process (GO): secondary metabolite biosynthetic process; fatty acid biosynthetic process
Molecular function (GO): phosphopantetheine binding; fatty acid synthase activity
Source: RefSeq, a predicted model, not a curated record
AUGGAAAGCUCCUCGCGUCUUCUUUACUUCAGUAACGAGUUUCCUCCAGCGGACUCGCAGAUGCUGCUGCGGCGAUUGUACCUAGACAGCAAAGACAAAAGACAUCCUCACCUUUCCCGCUUCCUGGAGGAAGCAACCGCCGCCGUUCGUAAUGAGGUUGAAAAGCUUCCUCUUGACCUGAGACGGCUUGUUCCUUACUUUGAGUCGGUUCAGAGCCUGGCAGCGGAUCGUAAACUACGUCGCGGUGUGUUGUCCGGCUCCGUCGACGGCGUCCUCCUAUGUAUCAUACAGAUAGGAUCGUUUAUCCGCUACUGCGAGACUAAGUCGGGCCAGUUCAACCUCUCCGGCUUGGACAACACCCUCCUCACGGGCCUAGGACUCGGUCUUCUCGUCGCCACCACAGUCUCACUUGCGCCAUCAUUGGAAGUCCUCCCUUCUAUAGGAGCCGAAGUUAUAUCUAUCGCCUUUCGUUUAGGUUGCUUUGUGGCUCAAGUUUCCCAGACUUUGGAGCCUCUGGACGAGGAGGGAACUUUCGACUCAUGGGCAUAUGUCGUUCAUGGUGCUACGACUGACGAAGUCCAGCAAGAGCUGGAAAGUAUCCAUUCUCGACAGCGAACUCCCGAAGCAGCCAAGGUCUUCAUCAGCGCAAAGAGCAGAACGUCAGUCACUAUCAGCGGACCUCCAUCGCGUCUCAAGGAGCUCUUCCGUACCUCAUCUUUCUUUAGAAAUCAAAAACCAAUCCCGCUGCCGGUGUAUGGGGGCCUUUGCCACGCACCUCACGUAUACACUAAACAAGAUGCUGAUCAAGUCGUUGGCUCUCUGGUGCUAGAACAGGAGCUCUUCUCGCGGUUCCCUGUUCUGGCACCCAGCAAUGGCACUCCCUUUCUUGGAGGAAGCGCCCGCCAGCUUUUCCGACAGAUCAUCUUUGAGAUACUUACUCGUCAGAUUGUUUGGGACAAGAUCGUUGACUAUGUUUCUGCGAAUGUUGGCACGACCCAGUCUCAAGGAAUUGAACUAAUGGCCUUUGGCAAUUCAUUGCCCAUGCAGGAUCUUCAGACAGCCUUGGACAGUAGAGAGACAAAAGCAGCUGUGAACGUCGUGGAUCUACUAACAAGCAUCAUUGAUGUGGAAUCAUCGUCUCAAGGACAGAAUCCUCGGUCGCCGCGAGAUUCCAAGAUUGCCAUCGUCGGCAUGGCUUGCAGGCUACCAGGGGGCGCAGUUGACUCCGAUAUGUUAUGGAAUAUCCUAGAAGAGGGGCUCGAUGUGCACCGCGUGAUACCACAGGAUCGCUUCGACGUAGAAUCGCACUACGACCCCGAGCGUAAGAACAUGAAUGCCAGCCACACACAGUUUGGCUGCUUUGUCGACGCCCCAGGUUUGUUCGACGCCGGGUUUUUCAACAUGUCUCCCCGAGAAGCGGAACAAACGGACCCAAUGCAGCGCUUGGCUCUCGUGACGGCCUUCGAAGCCCUAGAGAGGGCUGGCUUUGUUGUUGGCCGUACCCCCUCGUCCCACAAGACUCGCGUUGGAACAUGGUACGGUCAGGCCAGUGACGAUUAUCGAGAGGUCAACACAGCUCAGGAGAUUGGCACGUACUUCAUACCGGGUGGCUGCCGCGCCUUUGGUCCUGGCCGCAUCAAUUACUUCUUCAAGUUCUCGGGGCCAAGCUUUAGCUGCGACACGGCCUGUUCAUCGAGUCUGGCCACUAUCCAGGCCGCUUGCACUUCUCUUUGGAACGGCGAAGUUGACACCGUUGUCGCCGGAGGCAUGAACAUACUCACCAACUCGGACGCAUUCGCCGGCCUCAGCAAUGGGCACUUUCUCACAAAGACGCCGAAUGCUUGCAAGACGUGGGACGUUGAUGCAGACGGCUACUGUCGUGCUGAUGGAGUUGUCUCGUUCGUGAUGAAGCGACUGGAAGAUGCCGAGAAAGAUAACGAUAAUAUCCUAGGAGUCAUCUUGGCAGCUGCAACGAAUCACUCUGCCGAUGCCGUGUCUAUCACGCAUCCCCACGCAGGCUCGCAAGCGUAUCUUUAUCAAAAAGUGCUUGAGAGAGCUGGUGUAGACCCUUUCGACGUGAGUUACAUUGAGGCGCAUGGUACUGGCACGCAAGCUGGCGACAUUCAAGAACUCACGUCCGUCACCGACGUCUUCGCACCCCUCUUGAAGCGUCGAAGCACGAAGCAGCCACUUCAUAUCGGAGCUGUGAAGUCCAACGUGGGUCAUGGCGAAGCUGUUGCAGGAGCUACGGCUUUGCUUAAAGUGCUGCUCAUGUUCGAGCGAGAAAUGAUACCGCCUCAUGUAGGCAUCAAGACGGCUCUCAACCCCAAGCUCCCCGCGCACAUGGACCAGCGAAACAUACGCAUUCCCUUCGAGGCCACCUCGUGGCCUCGAACGCCACAUCGCAAGCGCCUCGCGAUGGUGAAUAGCUUCAGCGCAGCCGGCGGCAACACAUCACUUCUGCUGGAAGAUGGCCCCAGCCGAGCAACAACGGGGGCCGAUCCUCGACCAUCCCAUACCGUCGUCGUCUCGGCGAAGAGCAAAUGUUCAUUGAAAGGCAAUAUCGAGCGCCUGCUAUCGUACAUCGAGAGUCACCCCGCGGUUCAUCUAUCAGAUUUAGCUUACACCACCACUGCCCGCCGUCAACAUUAUAACUACAGGUUCGCGUUCCACGUCGCGGAAGUUGACGGACUUCGGACACAACUGUACUCGAGCCUGAAGCAGCUCGACGCCCACCGUCCAAUCUCGAGCACGCUCGUACCAUCCGUAGCCUUCACCUUCACCGGCCAGGGCGCGUCUUUCAAAUCCUCGAAUCUGCAGCUGUUCCACCACUCGCCCGUCUUCCGCUCACAGAUUCUCACGCUCGACGCCCUCGCUAGGCGGCUUGGCUUCCUGUCCUUCAUCCCGGCAAUUGACGGCAGCCAUGAUAAGGAUCACGACCACGGCGCGGUCAUCACGCAUAUCGCCCUCACUUGCAUGGAGAUUGCGCUGGCCAGGUACUGGGAGUCUCUCGGCGUCAAGCCGGACGUUGUCUUUGGUCACAGCUUGGGUGAGUACGCGGCUCUCUGCGUCGCGGGCGUUCUUUCGGCAAGCGACACUAUCUGCCUCGUGGGCAAACGGGCAGAGAUGCUACAAGAAAAGUGCACAGCCGCGAGCCACGGCAUGUUAGCUGUUCGAGCGUCCGUGGACGAAGUCGAAGCAGCUGCGGGAGACCUUUCUUAUGAGGUUGCAUGCAUCAACGGUCCCAAGUCAACGGUUCUCGGCGGUACCUGGCAAGAUCUGGAAGCUGUGAGAGCUGCUCUUAUAAGUAGGAGCUAUCAUUGCGCUACGAUCGAUGUGCCAUUUGCUUUCCACUCUGCGCAGACUGACCCCAUUCUGCAAGACUUUGAGGCCUUUGCCCGAGAGGGCAUCAUUUUCCGUGAACCUAGAAUCCCUAUCAUUUCACCACUACUCGCCGAAGUUAUCUGCGACGGCAAGACCGUGGACAGUACUUAUUUACGGAAGGCAACGAGAGAGACCUGCGACUUUCUCGGUGCCGUCAACAAGGCUCUAGAAAUUGGUAUUAUCGACAAGGACGUGCUCUGGAUCGAGAUGGGCCCACACCCGGUAAACACCAGCUUCUUGAAGGCGACUUUGGGUCCAAACUGCGUUGCUCUUCCUUCACUUCGCCGUGGAGAAGACAAUUGGACUACCCUUGCCGACAGUCUUGCUAGCUUGCAUUCUGCAGGUCUUGAUGUUGACUGGAAUGAGUUCCAUCGUCCAUUCGAGAGUGAACUGAGGUUGUUGGACUUGCCUACGUACAGUUGGAACAACCAAAACUACUGGAUUCAGUACAACGGUGACUGGGCUCUUGUCAAAGGCAACACGUUCUACGAGAGCCCGAAGCAAACCAAGGCUGCGCUGCUGCCAGUAUCGUCUUUCCGAACCUCACUUGUUCAGGCCAUCAUUCACGAGGAGUUUCAUGGCACCUCCGGCAUCGUAACGAUGCAAUCGGAUCUCAUGUCCGCGGACUUCUUCGCUGCGGCUCACGGCCACAACAUGAACGGUUGCGGCGUCGUCACCUCGUCCAUACACGCAGACAUCGCUUACACACUCGGCGAGUACAUGACGAAGAGACUAGGAACUCCCGUGAAAUACGAGCAUUUCAACGUCGCCAACUUGAGAGUCGUCAAGGGCCUCGUUGUGCAAACUGAUACCUCACGGCCACAGCUCAUCCACGUAACUGCCAGCACCAGCAACAUCGCCAACGGCAUCAACAUGCAGUGGCACAACACGGAUAGCAACGGCGCAGCCGAACCCGAGCCCUUUGCCACAGCCACCGUUAUCUCCGGCGAUGCCGACGAAUAUCUCAGAUCAUGGGUUCCUAUCACGCACCUCGUCGAAGGCCGCAUCGAGACCCUACAAGAGAUGGCACGGAGGGGCCAAGCCACGCAGUUUUCCAGUAAAAUGGCCUACAGCCUCUUCGCCUCGAGCCUCGUUAACUACGCGGACAAGUACCGCGGCAUGCGCUCGGUCGUCAUGCAUGAGUUCGAGGCCUUCGCAGACGUGCAGCUCACCACAGACAAGGGCGGCAUUUGGACAGUGCCACCGUACUUCAUUGACAGCGUGGCUCACCUCGCCGGGUUUGUCAUGAACGUGACCGACGCCCACGAUACAGCGGGCAAUUUCUGCGUCACGCCCGGUUGGCAGUCUAUGCUCCUGGCGAGGCGGCUCGAACCCGGGGUGCAGUAUCGGUCGUACGUCAAGAUGAUCCCGUCUCGGGAUGACACGGGGGUCUUCUGCGGUGACGUAUACAUCAUGAGAGGAAGGGAGAUCGUCGGAAUGGUUGGGGGAAUUCAAUUUCGUCGGUACCCAAGGAUCCUUCUCGACCGAUUCUUUUCUCCACCAGACUCCAAGGCCGCAAAUUUGUUUGCCUCGUCGCAAAUCCCGCCGAAGGUCUCUUUGCCGAACCGAGAUGCCCCUCGAUUGGUAUCACCAACUACUUUCCGCAACAAACAGGCCUUCUUAGAUGGAACGGAAAACCCUGUCUCCGCUUUGUUCCCAUCGAUCGAACCAUCGUCCGGGCCUUCGAGCAUGGCUUCCGCUCUUGGAAGUGAACCGGAAAGAAGUGAGACUCCCGCGACAGAAACGAACCGAAGCCCGGAGAGGAUGUCGCCCGCUCCCGAAGACCCCGAUAGCAUCGCAGUCAAGGCCACGCUCAUCAUUGCUAGUCAGACUGGUAUUGAUGUUGCGGACUUGAGCGACGACACGAGGCUCGGGGACGUUGGCGUGGACAGCCUCAUGAGUCUAGUCAUUGCGGAGAGAUUCCGUGGAGACCUCGACAUUGCGGUCAACAGCAGUCUAUUCCUGGAGUAUCCUACACUGGGUGCUCUCAAGGACUGGCUUCGGGAAUAUUACAAUUAG